AUCUUUCAGUAUGUGCUCUGGUGUAUAAAGUUUCUGCCAAGCCAGUGACUACCCGUUAGUCACCAUGACGACCAAACAGCCUCCCCCUCUGAUGAAGAAGCACAGCCAGACGGACCUUGUGAGCCGUUUGAAGACAAGGAAGAUCCUAGGGGUUGGUGGGGAGGACGAUGAUGGAGAAGUUCAUAGAUCAAAGAUCAGUCAAGUCUUGGGCAAUGAAAUAAAGUUUGCUAUGAGGGAACCCUUGGGGCUCAGGGUUUGGCAAUUUGUGUCGGCCGUCAUAUUUUCCGGGGUUGCCAUUAUGGCUCUCACAUUUCCUGAUCAGCUCUACGAUGCUGUCUUUGAAGAAGAGUCUGUCAACAGCAAGACGCCCAUCCGUCUGUAUGGAGGAGCCUUGCUUAGCAUCUCCCUCAUCAUGUGAAAUUCUCUAUACACAGCUGAGAAGAUCAUCAUACGUUGGACCUUACUGACAGAAGCAUGCUAUUUUGGAAUACAGUUCUUGGUGACCACCAUCACCCUGGUCGAGAAUGGCCGGGCAUCCCUGGGAGCCGCACUCCUACUCAUCAGCAGAGUCCUCUUCGUCUGCAUCAGCAUUUAUUAUUAUUAUCAAGUUGGACGCCGGCCCAAGAAAGUGUAAUUCCUAAGGCUUCCCAAGGGUGGGGGCU
Euleptes europaea (tarantolino) is the source of this 662-nucleotide messenger RNA. RefSeq names its product tumor protein p53 inducible protein 11 (gene TP53I11). The transcript is spliced from 7 exons. The record is from RefSeq and is a predicted model, not a curated record. NCBI's taxonomy places the organism in Eukaryota, Metazoa, Chordata, Lepidosauria, Squamata, Sphaerodactylidae. The coding region runs from base 65 to 418 and encodes 117 amino acids.